Messenger RNA from Thalassophryne amazonica, 2858 nucleotides. RefSeq names its product stromelysin-3-like. NCBI's taxonomy places the organism in Eukaryota, Metazoa, Chordata, Actinopteri, Batrachoidiformes, Batrachoididae. Gene Ontology annotation, molecular function: zinc ion binding; metalloendopeptidase activity. Gene Ontology annotation, cellular component: extracellular matrix. Gene Ontology annotation, biological process: proteolysis; collagen catabolic process; extracellular matrix organization. The transcript has 8 exons. The record is from RefSeq and is a predicted model, not a curated record. Bases 19 to 1494 code for a protein of 491 amino acids.
CAGUCUGUGUGUGUGGACAUGAUGCGGGUUGCUGUGCUUUGCAGCAGCAUCUUGCACCUUUGGUUCUGCGUUCAAUCCCUGCCGGUACACGACAAGACAACCAACAGCAGGUCCCAGCAGGUACAGAGAUGGCCUCCAGGUAACCACCAUGCUGGUCUGCAGAGGAGGGCAAGACUUGAACAGGAUACACUAAAGGAAGAGUACCAUUUAAAAUCUUUAGUGAGCCUCCGAAAUGACACUGAGUUCUGGAAGCGUCCCCGCUGUGGAGUCCCAGACUAUCCCACCUUGACCCAGGUUGGCCUAUCGUACUAUGACCUGAAAAAGAGAGCAGGCCUGAAUGGACAGCAGCGCAGGAAAAGGUAUGCACUCUUUGGAAGACGCUGGGAGAAGAAAGACCUCACUUACAAGAUUAUGCGUUUCCCCUGGCAGAUGAAUGAAGUCAAAGUGCGCCACAUCUUACAGGAGGCAUUAAGUGUGUGGAGUGAAGUGACUCCUCUGAGGUUCAAAGAGGUCACCGCUGGGAAAGCUGACAUUAUUAUUGACUUCAACAGAUACUGGCAUGGGGACGCCUUACCGUUCGAUGGUCCUGGAGGAAUACUCGCACAUGCUUUUUUCCCCCGGACACACAGAGAGGGUGAAAUCCACUUUGACUAUGAUGAGGACUGGACAGUGGGCAAUGAUGUAGGUACAGAUCUCUUACAAGUGGCAGCUCAUGAGUUUGGUCAUGUCCUGGGUCUCCAGCACUCCCUGGAACCCGGUGCAGUGAUGUCACCUUUCUACAGUGCCUCCUACCCCUUGCAGCUGAGUGAUGAUGACAAGAGGGGUAUCCAGUAUCUAUAUGGACCUCCCCAGCAUGUCCCGCCUGAGAUCACAGAGACCAAUGAGAUUGACAUUGCAGUGCCAGAUGCCUGCACAACAAACUUUGAUGCCGUGUCCAUGAUCAGGGGUGAGCUGUUCUUCUUUAAGUCUCAAUAUGUUUGGCGGAUCCGUGAUGGGCAGCUACAAGCUGGCUAUCCCGCUCUGGCUUCACGCCACUGGAGAGGCAUUCCUGAUCACAUCGAUGCUGUUCAUGAAGACAAGUCUGGCAACAUCUGGUUCUUCCAAGGUGACAGUUACUGGGUGUUUGAUGGUGAGAGGAAAAUAACAGGACCGGACUAUAUGCAGCAGCUGGGUCUGCCUGUGUCCAAUAUCCAGGCAGCAGUGAAAUGGGAUGACGAUGGUGCCAAGAAAGUCUACCUCUUCAAGUCUCACUUUUACUGGCACUUCAACCCAGAAGAGAACCGGGUCAGCGAUUUCCAUCCUUACAGCACGUACGAUUGGGGAGGAAUGCCGAGCAACAUCGAUGCAGCUUUUCAGGACAGAUAUGGCUACACCAAUUUCCUGAGUGGGUUGAACUAUUGGAAGUUUGACCCCGUGGUGCUGACAGUGCUAGAAGGUUACCCCCGUAACAUUGGCAUGGAUUUUUUCGGCUGUCCUGCUGUUCCAUUGAAAUAGAUUCAUACAAACACAUUUAACAGACAUCAAGACUGAAGACUGCUGAGUCCGUAUUCGUUCUCCCUACAGUACCUCUUUCUAAAAGAACAUGGAUAUUUUUCUUAAAGAUGACUCAAAAUCUUCACAUAGCAGCAGGUGCUUAUCUGUGCCAGCCAACAAUCUGGUGAAACCAAACCAUUUGCAUUCAACCGGUUAUAAUUUGCACUGAAUGUGAUGAGCACUUAGUGUAUGUUUGUAGAAACAGCCAGUAAAUAUGUACCUACUUUUAAAGGGAAGGUGUUGUUUUGUCACCAUGGUAACAUAUGGUGACAGACUUUAGACCCACAGCCAAGCUUCAACAGUCCAGUAAGCAACACUCACAGACUUACUAGUGAACGUCCAAAGCUGCCAGUUUCACUCUUCAAUGUUUUUAACACACACAAGUUCAUUCCUUCAUGCUGAAUGGUGUUACUUAACCAUUUCCUUCGAAACCCAGGUUUUUGUGGUUGGCUGCACUGGUGGAUUAUAAGCACAUCUACACAGUGGAGCCACUUUAGGGAAUUUUCCAAAACUUGACUAAAAAUUUGGGCCAUUACCUUUCAUUUACAGGAUUUUCUACUCAAAGGUCCAGUCGGUCCAUCCCCACCUCUUUAAAGUAACCAUCAAUCUGCCACAGCCAGGCGAUAUGUUAGCUUUUCCUUGGCCUUUUCCACUCGCUGGGGUCCUCACGCUGGAUCAUGCACAGAGAGACGCACUAAAUUGCAAUAAUGUUGUAGUUGAUGUUGUCUCGCAAUACAAAGAAAAACAGGAAAAAACAAAGCACAGUAAUGAAUUGUAUAAGUACUCACCCUUGUAAAGUUGUUGAUUGUGGAUUGGUAAUUUAUUUAAGUUUACACUGCUGUUCAUCGUGGCCACAAUGUGUUCUUGAGCACCUCUAAAGGUGAUUUGGCCAAUAGAGGGAUUGAAUGCCCGCUAUAUUGGAUUUUGGUCACGCAGGAUAUUGUGGGAAAUGUAUGCCUGCUGCAGACGCACAGACACAGUCAGAAAAUAAGCAAAAGGAUUAUUUGUUGUAUCCCUGGAUGCUUUAAUAACCAUGUCUUCUAUGUUUUUCCUCAGAAUGCAACGUUUAGAAACAAGUGCAUUCGCAGUAUUGGAAGGACUGGAAAUAAGAGAUAGUUUAGUAAGUUCAAGCCAACAUCAACCCACCGAGUCUGCAGCAGCCAGAAAACUUACAUGCUUGACACACCAAUGGGUUUUUCCACUAAAUUGCUUCCAUCAAACCCACCAAUAUAUGUAGUAGUUUUGUCCACAACUUGUGGGAAAAUCAAAAAUGCCAUUUUAUGCAUAACUUAGUAAAUCAGCUCCUGAAAUCCACCCCCCCAAUC